ACAUUAAUGAGGAAAAAAAUGAACUUAAACGAUUUUAGCAAAUGGCUGCAAUAUAACAAUGAGUGAAAAAUUUAAGGGGUUCUGAAUACUUUCCGUACCCACUGUAAGCUUUGCCUCAUAGUAAUGAAUAUUAGUAUCAAGUGUUGAACAUUGUACAUAACUGACUAAAUUGACAGUUUUUUGGCAGUUGAUAAACUUAUAUCAAAAACUUUACUGUCAUUGGGUGAUUGCUAGAAAAAAUGGUAGUUUAAUUACUGGGGAUCUCGUGAUGGGCGUCCCAACUUCUGCCAACUGGAACACUGCGGCCGUGCUUCAUCGACAAGCACUGUAUCCUUGACAGUCCACUGAUGACACAUUUGUUUCUUGGCAACUGGUAGUUUAUCCUCAGCGGGGGGCUCUACAGGUCAGGCAUUCGGUGGAUGGAUGGUCAUUAGACGGGAACUCUGAAGGCAUUGUUAUAUGCAGUUUUUCAGUAUGCACGGUGAGUAUUAUUGCUCUUCGAUUUGAUGUUUGCUUCAAAAUCAAUCAAAUUGUGAUAUAAACAGAUGUUUCUUUUCUUCUGCCUAGCUCUCUUUAUUUUUGUGGUGUUCCAGUGCAUACACGAGGCAUGGUUUCAGUCCUGUAUAUACACAGAUACAGACUAUGUUUGCAAGGAGAUACCAAAAGAUUAUCCUGCUGGCUUGACCUCUGUGAUUAUCUUUGUGAGUGGUUUAGGAGAAAUCAGUUUAUCCAUGUUUAACAGCACAAACCUGACCUCUGUGAACAGUCUGACUAUGGCACACCAAGGUGUCACAGCAAUAGAACCGCAAACCUUUGAUAAGUUUCAAAGCCUCAAAACUCUCAAUUUGCAUGAUAAUCAUCUUUCCCAAGUCUCGUCAGACUGGUUUAGCCAUCACGCUGCACUUGAGACACUCAGACUGUCAAAUAAUAAAAUCACUACACUGAAUCAUAAUUCUCUUGAUGGGCUGUCAAACCUGCUCAUGCUAGAUCUGUCUCAGAACCAGAUUCACACCAUAACCCAGAGUAGUUUUCUCAGUCUCAGUAAACUGAGGCAGUUAGAUCUGUCCAACAAUCAACUGACACAUUUGAGUGCAGAUUUGUUUCUUCCACUUAACGGCACACAGAUCCGUUUGGAUGGAAAUCCCUGGGACUGCUCCUGCUCUGUGAAGGACUUUGCCAAAUACCUGAGAGGUCUGCAGAAUGCCUCUUUGCUGGAGAAUGAGAUGUCGGUGUGCUGUUACAGCCCACCUGCUCUGAAAGGUGAGCCAGUAUGGCAGGUACCAGAGUGUGAAACCCUCACAACCACGGGCCCUACCACUACGAGUCAUACCAAUGCAAGCCUUACCACUGGAAGUCCUGCCACUGUAAUUAUAACCAAACCUCUCACAAUUGGACACUCAACUUUAAUAAUUUUAAUUGUGGUACUGUGUGCCCUGGUACUUGUCAUUUGUGUCCUCUCAGUACUGUACCACAGGAAACGAGAAAGGAAACAUCUACAGGCUGUAAAACCUUCUUCAGAAAAAUCUGAGAUUAUACAGGCUAGUAACACAACUGCAAAGAGCUACGGAGAAGAAAACAAAAAAGUAAAAUCUGAAGUUGCUAAUAAAACGCAAAUUGCCACAAGAGAGGUCUUACUGAGGACAAACCAGAUGGUGGUUGGAGACGAGAGGAUAUCACAGAUUUACCAUAUUUAUUCAUCAGGGAAAUAUGAAACUAGAGAACCCAUUAAACGUGUAAGCUCCGCUGGGCCAAUCCUCUGCAGGACAGAAAUGUUUGCUAAACAGACCGAAGCAGAAGCGGCCACUGAGGAAGUUGGGGUGAGAAAUGAUGAGUAUUACAAUGGAUGGAUGACCUCUGAAAAACAAGACGACAAUCUGAAUAUUGAGGAGGUGGAGAAAUUGGAAGAUGGAAAAAACAUUGCAAACGAAGAGAAUGAUGGAUUCACUGAGUUCAGUAACACCACAGACACCCUGGAAUCACACAUGGAAGGCCUUCAAGAGGAAAAUGAAGAUACUGGUACUGAUAAGAGUGUUAAAGCCGGAACAAGUGUAGACAAAGAUGUUCCUCAGAAUGUUGUGGAGAUUGACAUGGUGGAAGACCUGAAUGAGUUGACCGUUGGAGCAGGAAGCAGUCAAGAUAUUCUCCAGGUAAAGCAUGUGACAUCCCAGGCUGAGGAGACUGCUGAGAAACUGCCUUACCUCACGAUUGGUGCUGAUCCGGAAAACCAGACCUCUGUGGUCGAUCAGAACACUGCUAAAGGUACAUCUGGACCUUUAAGACCCAUUCGGCGGGUACUGACCUGGCCUCCGACUGCGGUCCAGUGGAAGAAGCAGUGGGCUCAAAAUCAACAAGUCCUUAACGUGUUCCCCAAACUAAUAUUUGUAACUGGUUGCAGGCAUGAAAUCAGACCAUUUCAUCCCAGGAUUUCUCCUGCGACCCUCCCAACCGCCCCACAGUUCAAUGCACUGGAGUUUCUGCCAGAAAUCGCAGCCCCAAUGGAAGAUGUCAGAGUCGCUAUUGAUGAGGACACUUACAGGGCAAGUCUUGAGUCACCCACUCAAAAAGUCCAGCAUUUCACUGCACAAGAACACUUCACUAACGCUAAUAUAUCACUGAGGGAGGAUGGCAGAAUUAUUACAAAUGAGGAAACAUGGAGGUCAGGUCUUGAGUCGACCAUCUUCUCCGACUUAUCUUCUAAGAACUCGCCUAUCGAAGAAAGUGAGGUCUGCUCUGAAUUGUUCAGUAUUUUUAAUCCAUCAUUUGGUGGCACCAAGUCAAAGCCUGCUGUUGGAGAGGAGAUAAUCAACAAAGAUUACAUGGAGGAAAUGCAGAGCGUAAAGAAAAAGACACACCGAGAUCAACAGAGUGAGCAGGUUGCAUCAGAAUUGCAAAAGCAGUCCAGGAGAGUGAAGAAGGCGGUACCAAGAGCUGAUAGAGAUCAGCGGCGGGGUCAGGUGUGUAAUGGCUCUGACUCAAGAGCGCCCCCUUCAGGAGGUUCUCCAAAAGAUGACAGCUUGUUGCUGGGGAAUGAGUACACCUUUAUAGACCUGCUACAUGAGGUGGUGGAAAAUCAUGGGCGCUGGACCCGAGACCGAUGGAGACAAACACAAAAAAACAAACACAAGCUCAAACAAAGUCGUUAGGUGCUGGAAAUAUGUAUAAGGUAUAUAAAUGAUUGAUUUCACAAUUUUUUUCCCCCCCUAAGUGUAUCUGGUGUCUGUGCCACAAUUGUAAAAAUAAGUACAUUUAUAUUUAAAAAAAAUGACAAAUAUGAUCCUAAAGUAAUAAUGUUCUUCAGCUCUGUAGGCGAAACCUGCAAAACAAAAAUACUGUAAGAUAUUGUAUGUAAAACAUUUCAACUGCUACAGUAUUGUACAGACUUAUACACACAUUUGGAAAUUUUUACUGCAUUAUUAAAUGUAAAGUAACAUUUGUCAAACCUGGUUUAUACUGUGAUUCUAUACAUCAAUAGUCAUAAUAUCCAU
Messenger RNA from Megalobrama amblycephala (Wuchang bream), 3485 nucleotides. RefSeq lists its product as uncharacterized. Gene Ontology annotation, cellular component: plasma membrane. NCBI's taxonomy places the organism in Eukaryota, Metazoa, Chordata, Actinopteri, Cypriniformes, Xenocyprididae. Bases 546 to 3143 code for a protein of 865 amino acids. Gene Ontology annotation, molecular function: protein binding. The transcript is spliced from 4 exons. The record is from RefSeq and is a predicted model, not a curated record.